This is a messenger RNA of Panicum virgatum (switchgrass), 1097 nucleotides long. RefSeq names its product tetraspanin-6-like. The coding region runs from base 40 to 936 and encodes 298 amino acids. The record is from RefSeq and is a predicted model, not a curated record. Gene Ontology annotation, biological process: auxin-activated signaling pathway. Lineage: Eukaryota; Viridiplantae; Streptophyta; Magnoliopsida; Poales; Poaceae. The transcript is spliced from 2 exons. Gene Ontology annotation, cellular component: plasmodesma; plasma membrane.
CACUCUCUAGUUAGUUAGCAGCAGCAGCAGCAGCAGGUGAUGACAAUAAUGCACUCGCACUCGCACUCGCACCCAUACCCAUACCGCCUGAUGAGCAACACAGUCAUCGGGUACCUCAACCUGGUGACGCUCCUUGCCUCCAUCCCCAUCAUCGGCGCAGGGCUGUGGCUGGCGCACGGCUCGGCGGCGACGUGCGAAUCCGCGCUGCAGGCGCCGCUCCUGGCCAUCGGAUUCAUCGUCCUCCUCGUCUCCCUAGCCGGCUUCAUCGGCGCCUGCUACCAUGUGACAUGGGCGCUGUGGCUGUACCUCCUGGCCAUGCUGCUGCUCGUCGUCGCCCUGCUGGGGAUCACCGUCUUCGGCAUGGCCGUCACGGCGGGCGGCGGCGGCAGGCAAGUGCCUGGCAGGCCCUACCAGGAGUUCCGGAUCAGAGAUUACUCGGCCUGGCUGCAGAAGCGCGUCCAGGUCGACCGCUACUGGCGGCCGGCGCUGGCAUGCGUGGUCGGGUCCGGGGCGUGCCCCAGGAUCGCGGCUUGGACGCCCAUGGAUUACCGGCAGCAUAGCCUGACGCCAAUACAGUCGGGGUGCUGCAAGCCACCGACGUCUUGCACGUACGACCAAGGCGGCGUGCCCGUGGAGGCGCAGGCGCAGGACGAGGAGGACUGCUACCGGUGGAACAACGCCCCCGGCAUCCUGUGCUACCAGUGCGACUCGUGCAAGGCCGGAGUGCUGGAGCAGGUGCGGCGAGGCUGGCACAACAUCACCAUCCUCAACGCCAUCGUCCUCGUUGUGCUCAUCACCGUCUACUCCUGUGGCUGCUGUGCUUUCCGCAAUGCCCGCCGUGCCGAGUACCCCACCAACCGCAUGUCAAAUAUGAAUCCACGAUGGGAUUACUUCUGGUCACGGUGGUGGAAUGGCCAAAGAGAGCAGCUGUAUUAGUUAGGGAGGGCAUCAUAUCUAAUGAUAGUAGGAGUAUAUUAAUAUAUAUAGUUGAGGUUUCAGCAGCAAGCCCUUUUUUUUUCUCAAUGCACGCAUUCCUAUAUACACUAGUAGAGUGUACGUGCGCCGCACGUGUUAAAAAAAACCGUCACCAUGGCACC